Messenger RNA from Haliotis rufescens (red abalone), 3654 nucleotides. RefSeq names its product gelsolin-like protein 2. Gene Ontology annotation, molecular function: actin filament binding. The record is from RefSeq and is a predicted model, not a curated record. The transcript has 15 exons. Lineage: Eukaryota; Metazoa; Mollusca; Gastropoda; Lepetellida; Haliotidae. The coding region runs from base 304 to 1425 and encodes 373 amino acids.
AACACCGAACCAAUUCACAGGCAAUAAAUCUCGUAAUAGAGUAACUUCGUGAUAAAUAAAAUGAUUAUUCAUGCGGUUCGACAUGGUGAAAUGUACAUGACACAAGUCCACGUGAAUCAUUUGUAGAGCAUGUUAGGAAAUAGUGACAGGGGAUUUUAACCGGAUAAGCUGUGUCCACACUCGAGCAUCUGUAGCAGACGACUCACGCACGGGACGGGACAGCUCAGUUCAGCAGCAGUAUCGCAGACGACAGAUUCAAAGUAGAUCAACGAAAACCUCGGUGAAAGUAAACAUAUCUCAAGCAUGACGGGCCUUAUAAAACCGAAGCAGUACGACUGGAAGGAUUCCAAUCUUGCCCUGUUCGGCUCUGAUCUGGAACGCCAGGUCAAAAAGGAGUCUGCCCAAGGAGAAAAAGCCUGGCAAAAAGCAGGACAGAAAGUUGGCGUCCAGAUUUGGAGAAUUGUGAAAUUCCAAGUUACAGACUGGCCCAAAGAAGACUAUGGCAAAUUUUACAAUGGCGAUUCUUAUAUUGUCCUGAACACCUAUACAGAAGACGGGUCGGACCAGCUUCUCUUCGACGUCCACUUCUGGAUCGGGAAGUACAGCACCCAGGAUGAGUACGGCACCGCCGCCUACAAGACAGUGGAGCUGGACACGUUCCUGGACGAUGUUCCUGUCCAACACAGGGAGGUUCAGGGUCAUGAGUCGGCGCUGUUCAAAAGCUAUUUCAAGACCAUCACAAUCCUCGAAGGGGGCGCUGAUAGCGGCUUUAGAACAGUCAAACCCGAAGAAUACAAACCAAGACUCUUCCAUUUCCAUGGUGACCGGAAGCAUGUGGAGGUUAAGCAGAUUCCCCGGUGCAGGAGUCGCUUGGACUCUACUGACGUGUACAUACUGGACCUUGGACUGACCAUCUACCAGUGGAACGGCAAAGGCGCCAAUGUCAACGAGAAGACCAAGGCGAUGCAGUAUGUGCAGACGUUGGCAGAGGAGAGGUCAGGGAAGGCUAUCACUAAGGAGGUGCUAGAUGAGCACAGCAUGGACCAGACGCCAUGGAAGAUUAGGCACGAGUUUUAUGGUCUACUGAACGAAGCUGAUGAAGAGGACACCGACUCCCAGUAUGAGGCUGGCGACUCCACCACAGAGUUGUACAGGUUGUCCGACGCCACUGGCGCAAUGUCCUUCACAAAGGAGAAAUCUGGCAAGGUCACAGAAGGUGACUUUGACAGCAAGGAUGUGUUUAUUCUGGACACGAAGGCGGAGCUAUUUGUCUGGAUUGGACGCCGAACCACCACAGCAGAAAAGAAGAAUGCUAUGACAUACGCUCACACGUACCUGAUGCGCAGCGACCACCCCCUGAUCCCAGUCAGCUGCUUCAAGGAGGAGAAGCCGACCAAAGGCUUCAGAUCGGCCAUUGCUGCAUAAACCAGGCAAUCCCUAGAAGUGAUAUUUCAUCCUUGAUGUAUAUAUUCAUCAGUGAUAUAUACACCAUUCAUCUUUGUUCAUCAAUAGUGUACCAGAAAGUAUGCAUGUGUAAUAGUUAUAUAUCAAACCAAAUGAAAUCAAAUUGUGAUAUUGUUCACGAAGCCUUUUUCAAAGUGAAACCCGUUCAGAUGUAAUGUACAAUUACGUCCAGAUUAGGGAAUCGUAGAUACGUAUUAUCGCUGAUAUUAUAUUAUAUAAGCAUUUCAACAAUCAUUGUCCAGAAGGGUUUCUUUCUGGAAUAACGAUUUUGACUGCACUUUAGUAUGUUUGUGUGUAUUCUGAAAUUCACAGAUAAGUCUUCUCGAUCCUGCUUGGUACCCUACAUUGUACGCAGUGCAAAUAAUCACUUCUCGAAACUUGGCUUUGAAAUCGAAUUCUAGAAACAAGACUGAGCAGUGUGAACAUGAUUUGCUAACUGUGUAUUUGUUCCUCUCAGAUGACUCCGAUGCUGAUGCGGCGUUAAACAAUAAUUACUUUGCGUUAAACAAAAAUUACUCGGCGUUAAACAAUAAUUACUCGCUCCUACUCAGAUAACUCCGACAUAAUCAUAUGGACUAAUCCUCUAACGUUUGUUAAGUUUAAGUUUAACACGAGUUUUAGUCGGUUUUUUUCAUAUUCCAUUAAACCAUACAUGCAUACGAUAUCAACAUUUCAUCAAUUUAUAUAAGUUAAUGAAUAGUCGUUAAAAUCGUUCUUGAUAAGUACUUAAAGUGUUAUUAACCAGAUAGAAAUAUAUAUUGUUAUCACAAAUAUUACAGUCGAAUUCCGUUCUGACUGGUACACUAUAAGCACACUAUAAUUCUAAAUCGCAUUUAUAUCGAAAAUAUUGUUUUCAUUUUUUGUACAGCUUGUGGAGUAUUGAUAUCGUGUGGCAUCAUAUCAUGUAAUAGGAAGGUAGUUAGACAUUGUGAUACGUAUGACUGACGAAUCCGAAGAUGUCAAAUGCUGUAUACAAGUACUCUCAUAACAAAUAACGCAUUGUGAACAUAACAGAGAUUAUCUUUUGGACUCUGUCUCAACCCUGUCAACCAGAGGUUUCAUCAAAUGUCUGUUUUAUAGUUUAUAGGUCUUAUAGUUUAGUCAGAUAUAUAUCAGUGGCAAAUAACAUAAUAUACUGAAUAAAACAAUUCCAAUAUUUAAUCUGUAUGUAAUCAACCAGUGAUAUAUCCGUCGUUCCAAAGCAGCUUCCAGCAUCACAUGCAUCAUUAGCAUCCCAUUAAGACAGAAUAAUUCCAGUUCUAUUCUUUCAUUUACGUUUAAUCAGGGAUUGAGUUGAACAUCUCUAAAUACAAGGUUUGGCGAAUUGCAAAAGGCAAUGCAUGUUUUACAGGUAUACACCUUAGGCCACAACAAAUUAUUCAUGUUCCCCGAAAUGUACUAAUCAGUUUCUUUAAAAAAAGCUUUUAGGAUAGUAUUUUAUUAAUCAACCAUGUAGUGUACUAGUGUACUAAAGUCUUAAAUUUGCGGAAACUUGAUAUCUGAUAAACUUGAUAGCCGCAAAAACGAAACCUGUUGCCAUGGUCAACUGGCUUACUUACGGGCAGAUAACUAAUUUGUAAUGGUCUUGUGUGAACUGAUAAUAUUUAUCAUGUGCUUGACCUCUUCGGUUAGGUCAGUAGCAAAGCGACCUUAUUUGCACAUCACAAUACACGUGUAAUGCCACUUGUUUAAAGAUAUGUGGUUUUGAAAGAAAACAAAUACUUAGCUGUCAAAUUCGUUGUCCAAACUCUACAAAAGACCCAUAGCUAUCUUUGUUUACUUUUCACGUGUUUUAGUUAUUGUAUCCAAAUUAAUAGACACAUGACUGCCAUAAAGGAACUAUUUCUUUCUUUACCUGACAGCAGUGCAGUGAAAGAAUCACCACCAGCCAUCCUCAUUACAAGAAGGAUCCCUUCUGGCAAUGUUUAGAAUUUAAUCCAAGAAUAAAUUUGUUCAUAUGUUUCAGUCUUUAAUUCUCUGGUUUAUAACACCGUUUCAUCUGUUGAGAGAUCGGUUUUCGUGAGCAUUUACGUCUCAAAGACUAGUUACCUUGCCGAUUGAUUAAUACUCUUCAGCGUUUAAGCCAUUUAUCAUAUGUACUAUAUAUGGUGUGUUCCGGUCUGUUGUCCUCAAGAUUUGUGUGUAAAUAGAACUUUUAAUCGGAAUUUGGAAAUAAAGCGUGAUAAGUCA